Messenger RNA from Australozyma saopauloensis, 1119 nucleotides. Its product is annotated as chromatin DNA-binding HSP70/DnaK family ATPase. Bases 1 to 1119 code for a protein of 372 amino acids. Gene Ontology annotation, cellular component: cytoplasm; EKC/KEOPS complex. NCBI's taxonomy places the organism in Eukaryota, Fungi, Ascomycota, Pichiomycetes, Serinales, Metschnikowiaceae. The record is from RefSeq and is a predicted model, not a curated record. Gene Ontology annotation, biological process: tRNA threonylcarbamoyladenosine modification. The transcript has a single exon.
AUGGCUCCUAUAGACUUGGACAAAUACGUCCGGCCGGGCAAAGAUCACUUUUUGGCCCUCGGCCUUGAAGGUUCUGCAAACAAACUCGGUGUUGGCGUCAUCAAGCAUCCGUUGGGUGAACUCACACCUGAAAAUAGGGCUCUGAUUCUAUCUAAUGUCAGAGAUACAUACAUCACUCCACCGGGAGAGGGCUUUCUUCCCAGAGAUACAGCUAGACAUCACCGCAAUUGGGUGGUGAGAAUAAUUAAAAGAGCACUUGCCGAUGCUGGCGUGGCAGGUGCAGACUUGGAUUGCAUCUGUUUCACCCAGGGGCCAGGCAUGGGCGCUCCAUUGCAGAGUGUAGUCAUAGCUGCAAGAACUUUGGCUCAACUAUGGGAAUUGCCUUUGGUGGGUGUGAAUCACUGCGUUGGCCAUAUUGAAAUGGGCAGAGAGAUAACUGGGGCCGAGAAUCCCAUCGUGUUAUAUGUCAGUGGAGGAAAUACCCAGGUCAUUGCCUACUCGAACCAGAGAUACAGAAUCUUUGGUGAGACGCUCGAUAUCGCAAUUGGAAAUUGUCUCGAUAGGUUUGCGCGUACACUUAAAAUCCCAAAUGAGCCAGCUCCUGGGUACAACAUCGAACAAAUGGCGAAAAGAGGUAAGCACCUUGUUCAACUCCCGUACACAGUCAAAGGAAUGGACUUGUCGAUGUCAGGUAUUCUUGGCUACAUUGAUGGUGUUGCUAAAGAGAUGUUUGGACCACAACAGAAGAAGCUCGUAGACAAGGAAACCGGAGAGGAAAUCACCCCUGAGGAUUUGUGCUUUUCCUUGCAGGAAACGCUCUUCUCGAUGCUUGUGGAAAUUACCGAAAGAGCAAUGGCACAUGUCGAGAGUAACCAGGUCCUUAUUGUUGGAGGUGUAGGCUCCAACGAGCGACUUCAAGAAAUGAUGGCUCUUAUGGUCAAGGAUCGUAAGAACGGUUCUGUUUAUUCGACCGACGAGAGAUUUUGCAUAGACAACGGUAUAAUGAUUGCACACGCCGGGCUACUAGCUUACCGCUCUGGCCAGACAAAUGCGUUGGAAGAUACGGUGUGCACUCAGAGAUUCAGAACCGACGAGGUUUUUGUAGAGUGGAGAGAUUAA